Petromyzon marinus (sea lamprey) is the source of this 3997-nucleotide messenger RNA. RefSeq lists its product as uncharacterized. The record is from RefSeq and is a predicted model, not a curated record. NCBI's taxonomy places the organism in Eukaryota, Metazoa, Chordata, Hyperoartia, Petromyzontiformes, Petromyzontidae.
GGGGCCUUAGUAUUCCGCUUCGCGUGCUAAUACCUAGCGCCACCGCUGCACACACGCACACACACACACGAUUCAGAUCACACACUCUCACACACACACGAUUCGGAUCACACACACACCGACACACACACACAGCACUCGCAUAGCGCAGCACAUAGCAGAGCAGACAAUGAGAGAGGGCCACGCUGCUGAUGAUGCGCGUAGGAGGAGGGCUUCGCUCGCCGCCGAGCAGCGCUCAUCACUGCAACGCUGCAGGAAUGCGCGGAGCUGAAUUUUUCAUCAAGAGCCCGAGGACAAACGUCCCGUAGCAGACAAGUCUGAGCUCAGGUCGCCUCCGCUCUCCUCUAUUCCGGAAUCCUCAUCAGCAGGCAUCAUCAUUUAAUCAUUGCAGUAUAUUAUCAUCAUCAUCAGAGUAACGUCGUCAACAAGCAGCAUCAUUAAAAUCACGAUCAUCAUCAUUGCGCAACGUUGUUAAUAACCAUCGUCAUUAUCGUCAUGAGAUGUUUUAUUGUCAUCAUCAACAAGCGCCGUCAUUGAUCACCGCUAUCAGCGUCUUAAUCAUCAAGCAGCGUCGUCAUUAACCAUCAUCAGCUGCAUCGUAAUAAUCAUCGUUACAAUAUCGAUUAUCAUCACGCAACCAUUACCACCAUCAUCGUUAAAAUAUCCUAAUUGACCCAGUCAAUAACAGCCAUCGUCAGCAGUAGUAGCCAUCACAGCGACCACUCUCUGAUCUGCAGGGGUAUAAAUCAUCACCACAGUUACGAUCAUCAGUCGGAGCAUCAGCGGUACCACUAACACAAAAUCGUCAACACAUUCGCCCUUACCACGAAUAGCUCGUAGAAUCCACCCACAACAGUCUGCAGCUACUAACAGAGCCCAACACAACGGCUGAGCUGGGGCUGCACACAAACAAUCAUCUUUGGCUGUGCAACGACAAAGAAGCAGCAGCAUCUUAAGGAGCAGCAGCAGCAUCGGCUCCAUCAACAACAUCAGCAGCAUCAACACCGGCUCCAUCAACAACAUCAGCAGCAUCAACACCGGCUCCAUCAACAGCAUCAGCAGCAUCAACACCGGCUCCAUCAACAACAUCAGCAGCAUCAACACCGGCUCUAUCAACAUCAGCAGCAUCAACAUCGGCUCCUUCAACAACAUCACAGCAUCAACGCCGGCUCCAUCAACAACAUCACAGCAGCAUCAACAUCGGCUCCAUCAACAACAUCAACAGCAUCGCCACAACCAUGAUCGAGACCAUCACACACAAGUUGCGAGCCUGCUCUCUGAAUGAGGUUCGCCCGUUUGUGUUGAAGGUGACGCGAUUGUGCAGCGGAGACUCGGACUCUGAGGAGGAGAACCAGGAACUGGCACAGAUCGACCGAGAGAGAAGGAAAUUACGCUGCCUUCCAUGCAGACCGACGGGAGCUGAUUUGAGCCAAAGGACAACCCAUUACAAGGAGCUGCUGCAGCCAAGCGCCGAGUGCCAGAACCGGCUGGGGCUGCUGGAGGACCGGGCGGUGCCGGCGGUGCCGGCGGCGUGCGGCUGGCAGGAGAGGAGGGCUCCUCGCUGCUACCACACGUGGCCCCAGGCCGGCGGGCGACCCGGCGGCCGCUGCUCCCUGGUGGCCGCCAGGGCGUGGGCUGGCUGGGACCCGCACCGCAGCGUGCCCGCCGCCUUCCAGCCGCUGCGACAGCAGCACCCUUGUCGCGCGGCGGCGGCGGCGGCGGCUGCGGCGCGGACGUUGGCGACCGCCCCCGACCCACCGCUCGCCGCGUUCCUCCAGCCGGAGGCGCGCGGUGGCAGCGGCGGUUGCGGCAAUGCCGGUGGCGGAGACGGUGGUGCGGUGGUCGUGGUGCGCAGACCCCACGCCACGCUGGCCGACCCGGCCCGCAGGCCCAGCCUCAACUUUGAGAAGAUGCAGCAGAGCGUUGGUGGAGGACUCAGCUGCCCGCGAGACCCGGCCAUGUUCGCGUUCCGCCCGCUCGCCUCUCCGGCCGACGUGUUGGGAUGCAGCCCGGCCGUCCCCGGCUCCACCGCGGCACCCGACCCGUGACCCCGUGACCCCGUGACCCCUGUGUCCCUGGCCCCCUUUGACACCCGCGAGUCUGUCGCGUCUUCGUCGAGGCUUGACCAUUCCACAGUUUAUUUACGGAGUCGCAGGCGUGGAAGGAAAAACAAAAACGCCGUCGCGGUGACGUCGAACUGACUCGGGCAAAUCGCGACGGCGAUGUCGGGGGAAAAUGCAGGCCGGCUCGAUGGAAAAAGUGACGCGAAAGUUCACGGGAUCGUGUUAAUGUCACGACGCGUUUAAACUUACGGCCUACAGUUAUUGCGAUGCGGUGGGGGGGGGGGGGGGCAAAGGGGCAGUUUCGGAGCGAGCGGUUUGCAUUCGUGCACGUGGGUAAUGAAGAAUGUAAUGAACCGAUUGAAUCCGACGACAUCUGGGCUAUCUGAUGAAGCGGUCGGAAAUGCGGGCGGCAAAGAAAAAAUUGAUUCCAGCCGUGGUUGUUUCGGAGGAGGCGGCCGUCGCCUCGUGCAAGAACGGUGCAGCAGAGUUAGCAAGCGAUGCCAGGGGGAAAUGCGGUGCGAUGGAGGACCCGGGUCAAGGCAGCUGGCUAUUAUCGUGCCAAUGCGAUGAUCUCUGUCACGUGUGAUAGCGAGGGUCCGAGGGACGGCAUUCCAGGUCAUGCGGAUGUUGCUGAAUGGGUUUACGACGACGUGGACUGUGAACGGCCGUGCAUAUCGACAGCUCUUGCUCGUUCACUCAGUGUGCAGAGGGGGAAGGUAGCGAAGGUGAUGCUUACGUUGCCACGUGUCAUGGUUUUUCCAAGGAUCGUUCCUCUUGUUGAGGCAGCUGUUGUCCUGGGAACAUCUGUACGUCUUCCCGGGACGUCACUCUACAAUACACCACGGCAAAGCAAAGGCGAUAUAUAUUCACGCAUAGUUCUCCCUUUCUUCCCGUGAUAUGUCUUGGAUAUUUUAGCUCCGAGGUGCCAAGUCUAAACAUAGCAGACACGAAUCGCCGAAGCUAGACUACAUUCUUCCUCAUGCUGUGUUUUGUAAUUUGCUAUUUCGGCCAUAGCUCACUGCAAACAGUGUGGCUCUGGGAGCCCUUUUGCUUAUCGCCAGGCCUCUACAACAGCCAAUUACGCACCCGCCAGUACGAAUGUAUGUGUGUUGAACUUCUUUCACACGUUACGUAGCCAACCGUGCUCACAUCGGAGGAUGCGGAUAAGCCGGAGCCCAUCGGCCCACAGAGAUCUGCUCCACCCCACGGCGUCCCUCUCGGUGGCCUCUCUCGACGAUAACGCCAUCGGUCCGCUCGAAAAGGGAACCGUUGUCUUCCUGAGACGCUUGCUGUCACCCCGAAGUGUUUGUCGCAUCAUCCAAGGGACGUCGUCGUCAACCCCUCGCAUGGAAAGUGGUGCGCGAGGCGUUCACGAGUCCCAUGUCGGACUACUCGCUGGGUAAAAUAACCACGAGAUGAUUUCUCCCAGCAUGCACUGCUCUCGUGUAAACCGUGGAAUGUUCAAAAUCAAAGAAAGAGGAAGGGUGGGGGUGAAACAUCACUUGGAUUUAUUUAUUUCUCCCCCCCCCCAAACCCCAUGAACACAUGCAAUGGGAAUCCUCAGAAUCGGCCGCUUGUCUGAGAGACGCCCCGUGGCUGUGGGGAACAUAGUCCCCUCUGACGGCCACCUCCAGCGGGAGUUUUUAUUUUGUUUUGUUUCUCCAAACGAAGACGAAGAAGAAGAAAGUGUUCUGCAGAAAAUGCAAAGUUGUCGUACUGUUCAGUGAAUGCUGCCUUAUCUUGCAAGUGUUUUACACGUGUUUCCUAGGUACGCAUGGACGGUUAAGUGUGACGAUUCCAAUUCGUUUUUUUUUUUCGCUGAAAUAAUUUAUGUUUAUCCUCGAACUGUUACACACCGUGGUGAAAUUUUGUUUGUGUUUAUUUUUCUCGUCGGUUACGCUUAAGUGCAGUAUAUUAAAGUGGAUAAAACACAA